Messenger RNA from Vicia villosa (hairy vetch), 1059 nucleotides. RefSeq lists its product as uncharacterized. The transcript has a single exon. Lineage: Eukaryota; Viridiplantae; Streptophyta; Magnoliopsida; Fabales; Fabaceae. Bases 1 to 1059 code for a protein of 352 amino acids. Gene Ontology annotation, molecular function: zinc ion binding; nucleic acid binding. The record is from RefSeq and is a predicted model, not a curated record.
AUGGGACAGAAUGCUGAUAUUAUGCACAGUGUGUCUCAAAGGGAGUUUACCACCUAUGUUGAGUGUUUAAGGCAAUGCUAUGUUGCCGAGAACACAUUGAAGAGAGUCCAAGAUGAAAGAGAACAGAAUAAGCCGGUUCGUAGGGAACAAGUAAGGUCGGGACAGCAUUUGAAACCCCGCAAUUCUCCAGCCAUGAAGAAGCAGGUUUAUGGAGAUCGCUCUACUCAGCCUCCCCGAUGUGUUAGAUGCAAAGGAAAUCACUUUGGGAAUUGCAAGCCAGACUCUGGGAGAUGUUACCGUUGUGACCAGCCAGGGCAUUACGCGAGGGAUUGUACCGCCCCGAAUGCUCCCGAGAAGACUAGAGGCCGUGUUUACACCUUGGACGCUAGGAAGGCCCAAGGAAACACUAAUCUUGUUGCUGGUACGUGUUAUGUUAAUGAUCAGCCCUUGUUUGUGCUAGUUGAUUGUGGAGAAACACAUUCUUUUAUUUCUUAUCCUUGUGUGUGGAGGCUUGGUUUUGAAACGAGUCUUCUUCCUAAUCCUAUGAUUAUCUCGUCGGCUACGGACGAUGUGGUAGAAGCUCGGGAAAUUUGCAAGGAGUGUUCUAUUACCUUCAAUGGUCGUAGAUUCGUGAUUGAUCUCAUUUGUCUACCUCUUAAGAAGAUCGAUGUAGUACUUGGUAUGGACUGGUUGUCAGCUAACUCGGUGUACAUCGGUUGUAAAGAGAAGGCUAUCUUCAUUCCUGCUGAGGAGACUACAUCAACCGAUGCCAUUGAACAUCUUCUUGAAGGUACGAUUAACAUAGUCAACUACCUUUUUGCUCAAGAGAAGUCUUUCCUUUUGGUUCUUACGUCGGACUCCAAGGACAAGAAGAGUGUAUUGGAGAUUCCGGUUGUGUGUGAAUUUUCCGAUGUAUUUCCUGAGGAUGUUACUUCUCUUCCACCGGAAAGGGAAGUUGAAUUAUCUAUUGAUCUUGUUCCGGGUACCGCUCCAGUUUCGAUUGCCCCUUAUCGAAUGUCUCCUGUAGAGCUAAGGGAGUUGAAGAGUCAGCUAGAAUAG